Molecule: messenger RNA, 2517 nt
Organism: Torulaspora delbrueckii
Lineage: Eukaryota; Fungi; Ascomycota; Saccharomycetes; Saccharomycetales; Saccharomycetaceae
Gene: SPC98
Product: Spc98p
Exons: 1
Coding region: 1-2517 (838 amino acids)
Biological process (GO): microtubule nucleation; cytoplasmic microtubule organization; meiotic cell cycle
Cellular component (GO): spindle pole; equatorial microtubule organizing center; centrosome
Molecular function (GO): microtubule minus-end binding; gamma-tubulin binding
Source: RefSeq, a predicted model, not a curated record
AUGGACUUAGAGACUGUACUGCGUCCUGUAGUUGAAGGACUGGUGCCUCAGACUUUGCCAGAAAGCGCGGUGAACGCACUAUGCUACGACUUGGGACGGUUAUUGGCUUCACCUAGCAGAUCUAUCUCUCAAUUGCAGGCUCUGCUAGAUGCGUAUGAAUCUCAAGUACCCUGCAAUGGUGAGAAUGGAUUGAAAUGGCGGAAGCUGUUUAAUAUUGUUCAGCUGCUUUUGGGACUCGAAAGUUAUGAUGAGAUGGCGCGGCAUUUGGCGGCCUUCCAUUCUAUGAUAGUGGAUAAUGUUAUGGCCAAACCUGUUACGUCUUCUCCAUUAAAUGAUAUGGCUUUGAAUAUGAGAAGGUUGGAAACACACGAUAGUUUGCUAAGUCCACUGCGACCAAUGAGUCUUCAGGCAGAGUCAUUUGAGAAUCUUGACCGAUUUUCGGAUCGAAGAUCGCUCAUAUCCUCCCCAAAGGGAUACACGGGCCAUAGAACUGUAACACUCAAUUCACUGGCAGAUCCGUAUUUUUUAAAGAUGGUUUCGGAAGAUGAAAUUCUUAAGCAUGUCCCUUACACUUUAUUAGCUACCACAUCCGAUUUUUUUCCCAUAGAACAGAACAAAAUCAAAAUACCGACCAAUGUUCCGAAUACAGAGAGCGGUAUGCUACAUUUAAUCUUCGAGGCGUCUUUGCUUUAUCAGGAAUUGAAGAGGAAAGUCGAUCAGUGCAAAAGAGGCGAAAUUUCACCCAUGAAGAAAGCUCUUGCGAUACAGGUGGAAAGAACUUUGAGAAACUAUACUGGAUUUGUCAACUCUCUUUCAGCAUAUCAUCAAACUCUAACGCUUAAAUCAGUUUACUAUGAAAUUUACGACCACAUUAUCAAACUGAGGUUCUUCGAUGGUUUUAUCAGGAAUUUCGACAAGACUUCUGGUGACUCUUAUUUGAUGAUCUCUAGCUCACUUGCAUUUCAUGGAGACUUGCUGGUAAGGCGCUUAUGUGUCGAGAUAUCUGAAAAUCUACUAUCCCUUUAUGUUGAAUAUCUGAUCAAUUGGUUGACUUUGGCAAAAUUAGACGCUACGUAUGAUGAAUUCUUUAUCGAAAAAGUUGAAUCCUUGGAUCCUAUCCCAACACAUAUAAAUCCAAGUAAGGUUCCCGAGUUCAUUCCGAAGAACGUGGCUUAUGAAAUUCUCAUGAUAGGAAAAUCACUGAUAUUUUUGGGAAAACAUUGUAAGGAACUUCAAUGCACAAACGACAUGUCAAGGAAAUAUCAACAUCUGUAUAAAAAAAUUGAGCACAAGCGAAUAUCGUCGGAGUUUUAUGACAUUGUACAUCAACAGUAUGAGGAGGUUACCAAGUUGUGUUUUGAUAUUUUAAUGAAAAGGUUUUACUUUAAAGAGAUCGUAUUUGUGCUGAAGGACAUUCUACUGAUGGGGAAAAGUGACAUGAUAGAUAUGCUUGUCAGAAAGGCAAGUAAAGUUUUAGGCACGUCAUCAGCAUCUCUUUCGAGCUAUGAACUGACGAGAUAUCUUCAAGAGGCCGUGAAAUACUCUUCAAUGCGAAACCUUCUCAACCGUGCGGAUUCAAAUCAUAUUAUAAACGGCCUUGAUGCAAGAGUGCUUGAUCUUGGCCAUGGCUCAAUCGGCUGGGAUGUCUUUACCUUGGAUUACGUUUUAGAUGGGCCACUAGCCAUAGUACUAAACGUUAAUCGUCCAAACGGGAAGAAAGAAUACUUGAGGAUCUUCAAUUUCUUAUGGAGGUUCAAGAAGAAUACUUUUUUCUACAACGAAGAAUGGCUUCGGACAAAUCAAUUGAUUAGGGAUUUCAAGAAAGUUUCACAAAAUAGCCCGCUGGUUAGGGAUAUUAUCGCGAAAUUAUCCAAAACUUGCAUAUUACGAUCUCAACUGCAGCAAUUUAGUUCGAAACUUGAAUCUUACUGUUUCAGAUCCAUCAUUGACAAAAAAUUCAAAAGCUUCGAUGAAAAGAUGAUGUUAACCGACCAGACUAGCGGUCGUUCAAAAUAUCCAACUGUGACGCUUAAGAGUGGAGUUAUAAUGCUGGAUGGUAUCCUACGGCCGCAGAAAAAUAUUUUUAAAGGAUAUGGCGAUUGUUCGACUAGCAAUUGUUCUAAGAACAGAUUCAACAUCGAUGAAGUCGAUCAAAUGCAUAAUGAUUAUCUGAGCUCAAUUCUCUCUCAUAAACUAUUGGCACCCAGUACAGAUAAUAGGGUAGGAGCUUAUUCUGGUCAACCAUAUCCAACCUCGGUUAUCUUGGUAUUGAACUCAAUUUUUGAGUUCAUCACAACAUACUCUGCACUGAAUGACGUAGCGCAUGAAGUUUUGAUUCAAAUAAAUUUACGGGGUCAACAACAAAUAUUGAACAACUUACUAAUAAGGUUCAAUACCAUUUUAAAGGACGUCGUCAGCAACUUUAAGAAAUUUCAGGAGAUUUCAUACUUGUUUAUCAAGGACUUGAGAUCAGACGGCGACGACGAUCUGGCUUCACUUGGAGGAAUUCUCCGUUGA